AUGAAACCAGCAAGGAAACAGGUAGACGAAUCCGUUCUUAAAGUAGGGCCGAAUAAAGUUGCUUCUGCUGAUCGAUCAGGAACUUUUUACAAUAUCUGGUAUAAUAAAUGGUCCGGAGGAGAAAAGGUGUCGAAGUUUACAAGAGAAAAAGCAACAACUCGUUGUAACAUAAAACUUGACGCUGGAGAGACGAAAGGUGACAAAAUUCCUGAUACAUAUUUUUGCCUUUAUUUUGCGAGGGGGUGUUGUCCAUUUGGGCAUGAAUGUAAUUAUUGGCAUAGAAUACCAACCGAAUCAGAUCCAGUUGAUACGACUAUCGAUUCUUUUGGACGAGAUAAAUUUAGUGAAUAUCGAGAAGAUAUGGGUGGCAUUGGUUCUUUUAAUAGAGAGAACAGGACACUUUAUGUCGGUCACGUGACAAUAUGCCCUGACAUGGAGGUAAUUGUACGAAAGCAUUUUGAAGAAUGGGGAGAAAUCGAAAAAAUCAAAAUACUUAAAGAUAAAGGAGUUGCCUUUGUGACAUAUUAUAGUUCUCUUAAUGCUGAAUUUGCGAAAGAGGCAAUGAGCAAUCAGAGUUUAGAUAGAAAUGAGGUGCUCAAUGUAAGAUGGGCUACAGAUGACCCUAAUCCUCGAGCUAAAGCAGAAUUUAAGAGAAAAGCAGAAGCCAUGGCAGCACAAGCAAUAAUAAAAAAUCUUCCUGCCGAGUUUACAUUAGCAAAUACUGAUUUUAUUAGUAAACGUCCUCGAAUAGACGAUAAUAUUAAUCAGGAGUCUUUAGCUUCUGAGGAAUUUCAAAAUUCGGAUGGAUUAGAAACUUGUGAUGACCAGCAAUAUGUUGGACAUCAACCAGAAAAUUUACAAUUGGUUAAUAACGAUUCGGAUUCAACUUCAUCCCUAAAAAGCAAAUCAAUUGUAUCUAAUGAAACUUUAGAAAGUUUAAAAGUGCUUUCACAGGGACUUAAUUUAACAAAUUAUAAUACCCCAAGCAAAACUACAACCGAAGCGCUCACAGAAUUGGCUGCAUAUGGAAGCGAUGAUGAUCAAGAAAGUGAAGAAGAAAAGAAUCACAGAUAA
This is a messenger RNA of Funneliformis geosporum, 1074 nucleotides long. Lineage: Eukaryota; Fungi; Glomeromycota; Glomeromycetes; Glomerales; Glomeraceae. The record is from the annotation of a GenBank genome assembly.